Messenger RNA from Nylanderia fulva, 1072 nucleotides. RefSeq names its product Ras-like protein A (gene Rala). Gene Ontology annotation, biological process: signal transduction. The record is from RefSeq and is a predicted model, not a curated record. Lineage: Eukaryota; Metazoa; Arthropoda; Insecta; Hymenoptera; Formicidae. Gene Ontology annotation, cellular component: membrane. Gene Ontology annotation, molecular function: GTPase activity; GTP binding.
GAGGCGAGGCGGCGUCCUUGUCUGAUCGCGCGUUUGACAGCUCUUCCGCGGAGGAUCUCCGCGUGGAGCGUCCGACAGUCUCUGACGUUUCACCGAAAUAGCGUCCGGCUCUUUUUCGUGGAAUUCGUCCGGAAACACGGCACCGCCUUGUUUCGUUACUCACAUUACAUAUACACGCUCCGCGACGAAGCUCAUUAGUUUAUCUUAUUCCUUCAUCGGAACAUAUCCCCCCUCGUUUUCGAUAAUUGUGAUGAGUUUCUUUUUUUCGCGCAGUGAUUCUUACGUGUCGAAAUUUAUUUAUAACAAUCUCUUUGUUGCAUCGGUUUUAUUACCCUUGUGUAAGUGAGAUAUCAAGGAAAGAAAGGAGCUAAAUUGAAGCACAGUUACGGUAAUUACCACAAAAAUGUCAAAGAAACCAGGAGCUACCCAAGCAAUGCAUAAAGUUAUAAUGGUCGGGAGUGGAGGUGUUGGAAAAUCUGCUCUUACGUUACAGUUUAUGUAUGAUGAGUUUGUUGAAGAUUAUGAACCUACAAAAGCAGAUUCCUACAGAAAGAAAGUUGUAUUAGAUGGAGAGGAGGUACAAAUAGAUAUCUUGGAUACUGCAGGACAAGAAGACUAUGCAGCAAUUCGAGACAAUUACUUUCGUAGUGGAGAAGGAUUUCUCUGUGUAUUCUCAAUAACAGAAGAUGAUAGCUUCCAAGCUACACAAGAAUUUAGAGAACAAAUUCUCAGGGUAAAAAAUGACGAGAACAUUCCAUUUUUAUUAGUGGGAAAUAAAAGUGAUUUACAAGAAAAAAGGAAGGUUAGUCUAGCUGAAGCUCAAGCAAGGUCUCAACAAUGGGGUGUUCCUUAUGUGGAAACAAGUGCUAAAACAAAAGAAAAUGUGGACAAGGUAUUUUUCGACUUGAUGCGUGAAAUAAGGUCACGCAAAAUUGAAGAUAAGUCAGCAAGCAAUGGUCGAGGUAAAGACCGUGCCAAGAGGAAGAAAAAGAAGUGCAUUAUUCUAUAGGUUUUCUUUGAUCUAAUGCGAGCAAUAGCUGCUCGCAAGGCACAGGAAAACCAGGGAGAUGGG